AUGGAUUUGCCACCACAGUACCCGUCGGCUGCUUCAUUUGCCACCGCUUCUUUCACUCAACCAUCAUCUUAUGCAGCUCAAUACACAUCACAUAAUGACAUUCCCGAACCCUCUAGUUCUGCUUCGCCGCCACCGGGUGGAUCUAUUAUUGAUGCAAGGAAAGGAAGUUGGAAUCUGGAGCCAAGAUCAAUAUCUCCGAUGGAUCUUGCCCGGAAAGAAUUG
Molecule: messenger RNA, 222 nt
Organism: Mesorhabditis belari
Lineage: Eukaryota; Metazoa; Nematoda; Chromadorea; Rhabditida; Rhabditidae
Source: the annotation of a GenBank genome assembly